Messenger RNA from Plasmopara halstedii, 3294 nucleotides. Its product is annotated as endo--beta. The transcript has 4 exons. Bases 1 to 3294 code for a protein of 1097 amino acids. Gene Ontology annotation, molecular function: endo-1,3(4)-beta-glucanase activity. Lineage: Eukaryota; Oomycota; Peronosporomycetes; Peronosporales; Peronosporaceae. The record is from RefSeq and is a predicted model, not a curated record.
AUGUAUGUUACCUUCAAAUUGUUGGUGUGGAGCUGCGCACAAUCUGUCUUAGCCGUGCCCGAUGACAUCUUUCAGAUGCGUCUACCUUUCCCUGUUGUAUCGCACCCACUGCAGCUGUCACCCAGCCUAUUUGCGGCUGCGGAACGUCUGCCACUGACCUCUUAUGUAGCCAAUUCUACAUAUCCUAGUCGACUAACCGACGUUCCAUUCCCGACGGGUGCUUGGUGGUCAAAUCUGGUGUUGGACCAAGGGAAUUCCGCUGUUGUGUCUAUGCCAUAUGUGUAUAAGAUCUUGGAUAAGAAGCUGCAUGUAAGCUUUCCAAUUCGCGUUGUAUCACCCCGAAGUAUCGAGAUGGGAUUUGUCGCUCAGAUGGUCAUAAGCUCUCAAGCGGUUCAGCCUUCAAUACUUCCACUAGCGCAUCACGUUGUAAAUUUUGAUUCCUUUAGUGCAACAGUGAGUUUUAGCCGUGGUCAAACUGAAGAAUUUCGUGCAUAUCUUAUGCGAGGCUCACCUUACACAACAUUGGAGUAUAAUUGCAGCCGCCCCGUACUGGAAGCUAGAGAUGGGUUGCAAAUUAAUCGUUUCAAAAAACUUGAAGGCCUUACGUUUAUGAAUGGAAAAGACGUACCCUUUGCCACUUUUGCGGCACAGCUUAGCAACGGUCAGACCUGGUACAUAUAUGCCUCGUCAAAGCAGCUCGCCCUCACGCUGAACAACAAAGGAGAGGUGACCAGUGUUGAUGAAUUUACGGGUGUAUUAAGGAUUGCUCUUUGUCAUGAUGCCAAAAUGAUGCCACUCUUGCUGGAAUCAGCGUAUGUGUACGCUAUCGGAGGUGAUGUUACCUAUUCUGUGGUUUCGCAAGACCCAAAUAUGGUGCUGUUUAAAUUUUGGUGGAAGACAAAAAGUUUUUCGGCAUUUCAUGGCGAAACGGAUGAGGUCACGGACGACGAGAAAAACAAGCUUCUUAUGCUAGCAUUGCCCCACCACAUAGACAUAAUACAAGGUCAGACGGGCAACAUGCCAUUGAAGGCGGGAACAAAUAAAAUAUUAUCGGGUUUAGCUUAUAUGAGCAUUCGUGGCGUAAUGAAAGGAGUUUAUGGAGCUGUGUGGCACAUGACUGAGUCAUUACCAGAGGUUGAAUGGAACUAUGCUGAUGACGGACUUUUUAGCGAUGAUUUUAGCAGCGAGCAUUUUGACGACAAGCAGUUCCGACUUGACAUGCGCGCUAAGGUAACAGAGGCUAUCAUCAGAGAACUACCGGGUGAUGCUGAUAAGUACCCACUGCCGAUGAGCCCAGACUCAUACAACUUUGGCAAGCAAGUUAGCCGUGAUGCACGAUUGCUGCUGAUUGCAGACAAGUUUCAGCAGCAUACACUGAAGCAAAAAAUGCUGACAAAGAUCGAAAAGGAUAUUGUCGACUGGCUUGAAGGCACGAACACCGAUCAUUUUGUUUACGACCGAACCUUUGGUGGUCUGAUUACUAAGAACGGCUGGAAGGAUGAACAAGCUGAUUACGGCAACGGUUACUACAAUGAUCACCAUUUUCACUAUGGUUACUUUGUGUAUGCGCUUGCAACAAUUCGAAAGUUUGAUCCCAACUUCAUCGAAAAUCAUGCACAAGCUUGCGCUCUGAUUAUUGGUGAUAUUGGAACACCGCUACUCAACAGCAACACCACGUUUUACAACAAUCUGCCCGUGCAAUUGCUGUUCCCAACUGCUCGCCACAAAGACUGGUUUGUCGGCCAUUCAUAUGCAAGUGGGUUAUUUACGAUGGAAAACGGAAAGUCUCAGGAAAGCAGCAGUGAAAGUUUAAACGCAUACUAUGCUCUUGUGCUGUUCUCCAUGCUUGAUGUAAAUGCUACCGAAACAAUCGAAGACACCUCGUACUAUCAAUAUGCACGUCUCUUACUUGCUACUGAGUUGCGAUCAGUAAAAAAAUAUUGGCAUAUGAAAGUUAAUUCAAAAAUUUAUGAACCAGUCUUCUCGAAAAACAUCAUGGUCGGUGUGGUGGGCGAGAUGAAUGUGGUGUACAAUACGUGGUUCGGUGAUCGUGCUGUCUACAUUCAUGGUAUAAACAUGCUCCCUUUUACGCCUUUUACACCACAACUGCUGGACGAAACGUUUAUCAUGCGCGAGUAUCAGCUGCUCGGUCAGGAUCUGCCCGAUCUAGAUCGAUACGAUAUCUGGCGUUCAAUCGUCGUAUUGGACCACGCGAUAUUAGACGCAGCAAAAGCUUGGGAUGAGCUUAAUCAAACAGUCAAUGCCUUUGACACGUGGUCUUCACGUUCUAACGCAAUGUACUGGAUUGCCACUCGCUCAUCAUGGCUUGCUCAAAAAAAUCGUACAGAGCUGCGUGACCCAAUCACCGAUGUGGAUAAAAACUGCUUUGGAUUCCCAGCUUGUGCAUCAGCCGGAAACAAUGGCACUGCUUUACUGUGUUGCAGUACCUUGCCAGGAUGUUGCCCGAGUGCCUUGAGCUGUUGUCCGCACGAAGACCCACCUUUGUUGCCGAGUAAUGCUUGCUAUGGCGAGUAUGACUGCGCCAGGCUUGAAUUAGGUUGCUGCAACACCAUUGAUGGAUGUUGUGAACCUGAUCCCGUUUCAGGAACCGUGCUGAAUUGCUGUCAUAGCCAACAUCAAUUCAUCAGCAACACAACCGAAAAGGUGAAGGAGGAGGACAAAGAUACAUCUUUGUGUUUUGGUGAGCCAAUCUGCGCAGCAGCUAAGCUCGACUGUUGUGGAGCACCUAGCGGCUGCUGCUCCGAUUCUGAUACCAAACUUAAUUGCUGUUUAUCCAGAAACCCGACUAGUGCUUCAUCCAAUUCUUCUCACUCAAGCAAUGACAACAAUUGCCAUGGACAACCAAAAUGUGCGGCUGCUGGGUUGGAUUGUUGUGGUUGGGACGAAGGCUGCUGCAAGUCAGAUUCUAUCUCGGGGUUCAAGUUGGACUGCUGCGAAGCGCCUCCCGGUACCAGUUCCACCCUCGUGAAAAAUGGUGAACAUCAUUCUCACAAUCUUAGUUCAAGUGACGAUUCAUCUCCCAAAGAGAAUUAUGAUGGUUAUUUUCGCAUUAUGGUCGGGAUUAGUGGAGCUGUUCUGCUUACCGCGAUUGUGUACGCUAUGGGCCUCUGCUAUCGUCGCCACGGAUAUUCUAAUAUUGACGGUGACAUGCGAACACUCUACUGCACUGGGCUGAUGAGAGAAAAGCACCGCAUAGUAAUCACCUUCUAUCAACUGUACAAAGCUUAUCAGCGCGGAAAGGCACAUACGACAGCCUACAAAUACAGGCGCUGA